UUGAGCAAAACAGUAACUCAUGCUGAAGUUUCUCUGCAUGAAAGCAUGAGGACAUAAAAGCAGAACCCCCGCUCCCCAAACCUAACCCCAAACUGGAAUCUGGAAAAAAAAAGAAAAGAAAAGAAAAGGAAAGGAAAGGAAAGAGAAAAAAGAAAAGAAAAGAAGAUGUACACAGAAAGUUUACCUUCUCUUAGCCAGACAGAUGCCUUGGGACCAAGUGUGAAGAGUUCUGGGAUGAGAAAUCAAUACUGGGGAUCUUGGAGAAGACUCCAUCAUCUGCACCAACCCAUGGACUGCUGAGAAGGCCUGGAGUUCCUUGGAGUUCCUUGGCCCUGGGAGACAUGUUAGAACGUUAUACAGAAGACGCUCUUUAACCUGCAUUUUGGAGAAUAGCAAAUUUUUCAAUGAAAGAGACUAUGAAGUAGAAAGCAUUCUUGACGGCACUUCAACAGAGGACAGACAUUGCCAGCUCGGACGUCACCAAUGCCUGUUUGUGGGCAUCAAAGCACUUCCUGCCUUUUGCAUCCCUCAAGUUACCGCGAUAGCGUGAUCUGAUUUAUAAAGGCAAACAAAGCCACGAACAGAUACACGCUUAAGGAAGUUCAGCCCCUAGAGACCAGAAGAGUGGUGAAAAAACUCCAAACAGCAUGCUGAAGAUGGAUAUUGUCACACCUUUCUUUCUGUCAGUGUGGGAGGAUUUCUACAAGAAAUAGACCUAAUUUCCAGCUUCACAGGGAAUUCAAUUACCGCUGGGGAUGAUUGGAUGUCUGGUUUUGACUCAGCCAAGAAAGUUCUCCUUAUUGGUUUUACUAGACCAAAAUGUCCAAGACUUUCUACUUUUUCCUCCAACUGUGGGUGCCGUCUGAAGUUGUUAAUUUCUAUCAACAUGAUUGCUGCAUAAAGUUUCAGGUGUACAAUAUAGUGAUUCAACAAUUCUCUACAUUACUCAGUGCUCAUCGCGGAGACUGGGAGCUGUGAACCCCAUCGUCGGAAUCCUAGCUGAGAAACAACUUGUAAUGGAGCCUUCACCUCUCGAGUUACCAGCUGACACAGUGCAACGCAUUGCAUCUGAACUUGGAUGUCACCCGACAGAUGAGAGGGUCGCCCUCCGCCUUGAUGAGGAAGAUGAGCUGAGGCACUUCAAGGAGCAUUUUCAUAUCCCCAAAAUGCAGGAUCUACCUGCAGUUGAUUUAUCUUUAGUGAAUAAGGAUGAAAACGCCAUCUAUUUCUUGGGAAACUCUCUUGGCCUUCAACCAAAAAUGGUUAAAACAUAUCUGGAAGAAGAACUAGAUAAGUGGGCCAAAAUGGGAGCCUAUGGUCAUGACCUAGGAAAACGUCCUUGGAUCACAGGAGAUGAGACUAUUGUAGGCCUUAUGAAUGACAUUGUAGGAGCCAAUGAGAAAGAAAUAGCCCUAAUGAAUGGUUUGACUGUUAAUUUACAUCUUCUACUGUUAUCCUUUUUUAAGCCUACACCAAAACGGUAUAAAAUUCUUCUGGAAGCCAAAGCCUUCCCUUCAGAUCAUUAUGCUAUUGAGUCCCAGCUUCAACUUCAUGGACUUAACAUUGAGAAAAGUAUGCGGAUAAUAAAGCCAAGAGAGGGGGAAGAAACACUGAGAAUAGAGGAUAUCCUUGAAGUAAUUGAGAAGGAAGGAGACUCAAUUGCAGUGAUCCUGUUCGGUGGGCUGCAUUUUUACAGUGGACAGCUCUUUAAUAUACCUGCCAUCACAAGAGCUGGACAAGCAAAGGGUUGUUUCGUUGGCUUUGAUCUAGCACACGCGGUUGGAAAUGUUGAACUCCACUUACAUGACUGGGGAGUUGAUUUUGCCUGCUGGUGUUCCUACAAGUAUUUAAACUCAGGAGCAGGAGGUCUUGCUGGUGCCUUUGUCCAUGAAAAGCAUGCCCAUACAAUUAAACCUGCGUUAGUGGGAUGGUUUGGUCAUGAACUCAGCACCCGAUUUAAGAUGGAUAACAAACUGCAGUUAAGCCCUGGGGUCAGUGGAUUUCGAAUUUCAAACCCUCCCAUUUUGUUGGUCUGUUCCUUACACGCUAGUUUAGAGAUCUUUAAGCAAGCAACUAUGAAAGCAUUGAGGAGAAAAUCUAUUUUGCUCACCGGUUAUCUGGAAUACUUGAUCAAGCAUUACUAUAACAAAGAUAAAGCAGAUACCAAGAAACCGUUUGUGAACAUAAUUACUCCAUCGAGCAUAGAGGACCGCGGCUGCCAGCUUACACUAACAUUUUCUCUUCCAAUAAAAUGUGUUUUCCAAGAACUAGAAAAACGAGGAGUGGUUUGUGACAAGCGAGAAUCAAAUGGCAUCCGAGUGGCUCCAGUUCCUCUCUACAACUCUUUUCAUGAUGUUUAUAAGUUUAUCAAUCUACUCGCUUCUGCACUCGACUCUGCAGAAGUCAAAAAUAGCAGUGCUUUCUAGAACAGCCUAAGCAAGCGUUACUGAAAGGUUCUAUGGUUAUUUUAUUAUUAUUUUCAAAUUUUAAUAAUUGGAGUUUUUCAAAACUGAUUAUACAUAACUGGCAAUGAAUUAUAUACUUUACAGAAAAAUCUGAUAUAUUUUUUCCAAGAGCCUGUGAUUCUGAGAAAUCCACAUGUCUGCCCAAUUUCUUCUUUCUUGGUUGAUCAAAGUUUUCACUGGUCCAAGUAUUAUGUACACAGUCUUGCUAGCUGUCAUAUUUCGUGGUCAGUGAGUGUUUUAUGUUGAUUUAAUUUAUGUUGAUUUAAUUUAUAAUUUGACUGACAACUGCAUAAUAUAUGUGCAAUUUUUUGUGUCAAUUUUAGUAAUGUUACUUUAGUUUUAAUUUACCAAAGAGUUUCUUAUAGUCACUGUAAUUUCACAGUCUGAUAUAUGUAUGAUUUUGCAAUAUUCCAUCCAACUCUAAUCUAAGGAACAGAAAAUACAUUUUCUAGAGCAGUAGCUUUUCAAAUGUUUUGGCUACAAUCCACACUAAGAAAUAUAUUUAAUAUCAGAGACUAGUAUUUAUAUGUGUUUAUGCCUUAUUUUAUUGAUUCUGAUUUACAAAUUUUUAUCAUAUUUUAACAUCUAUGAAAGAAGUUUUUUUUUUUCCUCCCAAUUUUCAGUCAACAAUUCUCACAAUUGCCAUUGACCAUUCUUCCAUGUUACCAUCCCUGGCAUUAGUGUGCUUCUCACAAUGAAUAGAUGAUUUUUUUAAAAUGGCAUUUUUAGCAAAAGCAGAAGUGUCAUAAAUGAUUUAUCUAUGCUCAAUUUAUUAUUCAUUUUAUCUCAUUACAACAAAUGUUGGUUGAAACUUGUUAAUCCCCCACCAACUCUUGGGUUCUAAUCCAUUUCACAAGGUUGUCCCUUCAUUUGGUGUUAUUGUGGUUAUUUUUUUAAGGGGGACUUGCCCUGAUAGAAGGCUUUAGAUGUUACCCUGUCUCUAAAAUAGCGAAACAAAUCAUUCCAAGAUACUUGCUAUUGAGAAUUAGAAUUAGCAAAUGAGUGCUUCAUAUCUCAACCUUUACCCCAAGUCUAUGGACCUUCCUUUCCACUGUGUGAAUUACAGUUAAACUCAACCCUGAUGGACUUCCCUGGUUUCAGCUGUUGAUGCUACAACCGCUAUUCAUGAAUUGGCAAAAUAGUCUACAUUUGUAUACCUGGGCAGCAAGAAAGAGUGACUACAACAGAAUUAGUGCCCCUGAUGAACAAAUUUGAAUGAAAUUAACAUAGACAACAAUAGAGUUCAAUAAAUAGAUGCAGAACUGACUGCGAUACCAGCACCUACUGAUACGUAUUGAGUACUCCCCGUGAACCAUGUAUAGUGCUCAUCUAUUUAUGUUACCUUACUUAUUUGAGUGGUUGCAUAACUGCUUUAGCAAAGCCUCCCCCUCCAACUCUUGGCAAAACUCAUCUUUGUGGAUGGAAAAGUUCUCAAAACCCUAGAAUUUGAGUCUCUACAACUUCAUGUAGAAGACAGUCACAAUUUUGAAUCUCACAGUGGUAAGCAAACCAGACAUGGUUUCAGUUCUCAGGGAACAUGCAGCUUGGUAGGAGAAAUAGGUAGUAAGACAAACACCCAAGAAAAUACAUGAUUACAAACUGUAGGUUUUAUGAAAGAAAAACCGAUGAUACUAUAGAAGAAAAAUCUCAAGGGUAUUUUAGAUUGUCUGUAAGGGGAGGCGUAUGAAGGUGCUUGUACGUUAAAGUUCUAAAAUAUGCUAAAAUUUUUUUAAAAAAUAAAAUUAUCUUGCUAUUCACAUUCAAAUUACAUCAAAUUAUGUACACGGAUUAUUUAAAGAAUGAUAAGUACUAUGUCUUUAUCACGCAGGAUAGGAAGCCGAGUAUUAGAAACUCCCUUUCUCCCUGCUUGUAUUCCCCUUCCUCCCCAAAUCUAGAGAUAACCAUCAAAUCAUAUUUUGUGUUAAUCAUUCCCUUACUUUCAUUGAAGUUUUAUACCUGUGUACCUACCCAUAAAAAUAAUAUGAGCCAAUUUUGCCUGUGUGUGAACUUUGUGUAAAUACAAUUGUAUAUGUUCUGCUUUCUUUGCUCAACACCAAGUUUUUGAGAGUCAUCUAUUUGUUACAGCUUAUUAUCCAUUUGCAUUGCUGCUCAGUGUUCUAGUACAUAACUGGAGUUAAGCCAUUUAUUUAUUUAUUUAUUUCUGGAGUUACUCAUUUAUUCUACUACUAAUGAACAUUGAGUUUUUCCAAAUGUCUUUAACAUUGCAACAAUGCUGCUAUUAACAUUCUUGGUACACGUGUUCAAAUGUUUGCCUAAGACAUACAACUCUGAAAAUGUCGAGUCAUAGGACACACACAUGUCCAACUUCACUGUGUAACAUCAAACUCUUCUCCAAAUAGGUCGUACCAGUUUCCAAUUUGACCAUUAGGAAAUGAAUGUUCUCUUCUCUUGAUCCUUGCCAGUAGUAGCUAUUGAUUGCAUUUGUCGUGUACGUAGGCUAAAAUAGGGUGAUUACUAAAAUAACAGAGCGAAUGUAUAAUUUCCGCACAAGUAGGAGGAGAAACAGAAUGAGGACAUACAACACACUGCAGUUUAUGCUUCAGAAACCAUGCUUAAUCUGUGGAUUGAGCCAAGACUAGAGUUUUACCUGAGUUUUACCCUUGCUCAGCUCUUUCCCUUCCCAUGUUCGAAGAUUUUCCUUAUGAGCAUCCUUUCAAUAAAACAUAUUAAUCCAGGGGCGCCUGGGUGGCGCAGUCGGUUAAGUGUUGGACUCUUGGUUUUGGCUUCCAUCAUGAUCUUGUGGGUUGUGGGAUCAACUCCUCAUGGGGCUCCUUACUCAGUGGAGAGUCUGCUUGAAAAUUCUCUCCCUCUGCCCCUCCCUUCACUCUUUCUCUGUCUCUCUCAAAUAAAUCUUUUUAAAGACAGCCUCAAGCUCUAUUUCUAGGAAACCCAAUCUGAAAUAGCAUUUCUUUGAUCUAGUGUUAAUAACCAAAAGCCUUUUAUAUUCUAUAUCCAGCAUAUGAUAACUUUCAGUUUUGUUUCUGUCGGUUUUCACAAAUAAUGCUUGUUUCCUUGUGUAUAUUCUACUUGUUAACUUUUUUUUUUGGUACUUGGCUAACUUUAAACCACUCAUUUUAUUGACCUCCUUGGAAU
Messenger RNA from Ailuropoda melanoleuca (giant panda), 5579 nucleotides. RefSeq names its product kynureninase (gene KYNU). The transcript is spliced from 18 exons. Bases 1017 to 2426 code for a protein of 469 amino acids. Lineage: Eukaryota; Metazoa; Chordata; Mammalia; Carnivora; Ursidae. Gene Ontology annotation, molecular function: kynureninase activity; pyridoxal phosphate binding. Gene Ontology annotation, biological process: NAD+ biosynthetic process. Gene Ontology annotation, cellular component: cytoplasm. The record is from RefSeq and is a predicted model, not a curated record.